AUGUUUGAUAAUCUGUCCUGGUCACAGCCUCCCCUCCAGCCUCCUCCUCCAGACUUCCCCUCCAAACCUCUCCCGGCCUCCUCUCCAGGCCCCCUCCCCCCAGACCUCCCCACAGACAACAGCAGUUCAAAGGAGACUUUAUUCCCGAUCUGUCUACAGAUGAUUCUCUGGAACGGAGCCGAAAUUCAUCAGGUCUGUGGGUGUCAGGGUCUGUGGGUCAGGGGUCAGGGUCAGGGUCUGAGGGUCAGGGUUUCUGUGUGGGUCAGGGUCUGUGGAUCAGGGUCUGGGGAUCAGGGUUGUGGGAUUCAGGAGUCUGUGGGAUCAGGAAACACCCCGGACCAUCAAGGGCUCCGACCAAACACCCUCCAUCACUGCAUUACAAAGACAGAUCAGAGACCCAGCAUCAGAGACCAGCACCAGAGACAGCAGCAGAGACCAGCACCAGAGACCAGCACCAGAGACCCGAGCACCAGAGACCAGCACAGAGACCAGCACCAGGAGCCCCAGCUCCAGAGACCAUGUGGUUUUUACCUGGAAGACGGGGGGGGGGAUGACGGGGGGGGGGGGGGGGCAGGGGGGCGGCGCGCUGCCAGAAUCGCCCAAAACUCUUUGAAAGACCCUGACCCACAGACCCUGUACCCUACAGACCCGGACCCCUGGACCCUGGACCCCACAGACCCGCUGGAACCCACAGACCCUGACCCACAGACCCUGACCCCACAGACCCUGACCCCCACAGGACCCUGCCCCUACAGACCCUGA
Molecule: messenger RNA, 762 nt
Organism: Knipowitschia caucasica
Lineage: Eukaryota; Metazoa; Chordata; Actinopteri; Gobiiformes; Gobiidae
Source: the annotation of a GenBank genome assembly